This is a messenger RNA of Actinia tenebrosa (Australian red waratah sea anemone), 743 nucleotides long. Its product is annotated as T-box protein 2-like. The record is from RefSeq and is a predicted model, not a curated record. Gene Ontology annotation, molecular function: RNA polymerase II cis-regulatory region sequence-specific DNA binding; DNA-binding transcription factor activity, RNA polymerase II-specific. Lineage: Eukaryota; Metazoa; Cnidaria; Anthozoa; Actiniaria; Actiniidae. Gene Ontology annotation, cellular component: nucleus; chromatin. Gene Ontology annotation, biological process: positive regulation of DNA-templated transcription; cell fate specification; regulation of transcription by RNA polymerase II.
AAAACCCUCUGCCUCAGGACAUAGAUUUUGAUAUUUCAUCUUUCUAUCCUGACAGAAGAAUCGAAUCCAUCAACUCUUACCCCAAGCAACCUGGUUUCUGUGAAGGUAUGCCAGCGGCCGUGAACAACAUUACGACAACAACGUCUUCAGCUCAAAACUUUGCAUUAACUGUUGGUUACUCAUCACCGUUGCCCCAUGGACAACUUGUAUCAGAACCUCUACAAGUUGAGCUUGAAAAUAAAGAGCUUUGGGAGAAAUUCCAUGAUAUAGGUACAGAAAUGAUCAUUACCAAGAACGGACGUCGAAUGUUCCCAGUUGUUCGGUCCAACAUUACCGGCUUGAGUCCUAAAGAAGAAUACAUCAUCGGGCUAGAUCUUGUCCCUGCUGACGAGAAUCGUUACAAGUACCAUAACACAGAAUGGGCAAUAACAGGCAAGGCUGAAAACCUGAUCCCAUCUCGAGUUUUUAUCCACCCUGAUUCCCCUGGAACCGGAGCCCAGUGGAUGAGACAAGUCGUAUCCUUCCAGAAACUCAAGCUAACAAACAACCUCAAUGACCAAUCUGGCCAUGUGAUAUUGAACUCCAUGCAUAAAUACCGUCCUCGUAUUCACGUCAUCCCCGCCAAGGAGUACAACAUGUUUAGCAUGAAGAAAGGCACGUUCUACACGUUUACUUUCCCAGAGACUGAAUUUAUGGCUGUGACGGCUUAUCAGAACCCGAGGGUAAGUUGUUGGUUAUAUUGA